This is a messenger RNA of Saccharomyces cerevisiae S288C, 5202 nucleotides long. RefSeq names its product DNA-directed RNA polymerase II core subunit RPO21 (gene RPO21). The coding region runs from base 1 to 5202 and encodes 1733 amino acids. NCBI's taxonomy places the organism in Eukaryota, Fungi, Ascomycota, Saccharomycetes, Saccharomycetales, Saccharomycetaceae. The transcript has a single exon. The record is from RefSeq and is marked reviewed. Gene Ontology annotation, cellular component: RNA polymerase II, core complex; nucleus. Gene Ontology annotation, molecular function: DNA-directed RNA polymerase activity; 5'-3' RNA polymerase activity; DNA binding. Gene Ontology annotation, biological process: transcription by RNA polymerase II; DNA-templated transcription; transcription elongation by RNA polymerase II.
AUGGUAGGACAACAGUAUUCUAGUGCUCCACUCCGUACAGUAAAAGAGGUCCAAUUCGGUCUUUUCUCACCUGAAGAAGUUAGAGCAAUCAGUGUGGCCAAAAUUAGAUUUCCAGAGACAAUGGAUGAAACCCAGACGAGAGCGAAAAUUGGUGGUCUAAACGACCCUAGGUUAGGCUCUAUUGAUCGUAAUCUGAAGUGUCAAACUUGUCAAGAGGGUAUGAACGAAUGUCCUGGUCAUUUUGGUCACAUAGAUUUAGCAAAACCUGUAUUUCAUGUUGGUUUUAUUGCCAAAAUUAAGAAAGUAUGUGAGUGUGUCUGUAUGCACUGUGGUAAGCUAUUACUGGAUGAACAUAAUGAAUUAAUGAGACAAGCUCUAGCAAUCAAAGACAGUAAAAAAAGGUUUGCUGCAAUUUGGACUUUAUGUAAAACAAAAAUGGUCUGCGAAACAGAUGUCCCUUCUGAAGAUGAUCCUACUCAGCUCGUAUCAAGGGGAGGUUGUGGUAAUACACAGCCUACAAUUCGUAAGGAUGGGUUGAAAUUAGUUGGUAGUUGGAAAAAAGAUAGAGCCACGGGGGAUGCGGAUGAACCAGAACUAAGAGUUUUAAGUACGGAGGAAAUCUUGAAUAUUUUUAAGCAUAUCUCAGUAAAAGACUUCACUAGUUUGGGUUUCAACGAAGUUUUUUCUCGUCCAGAAUGGAUGAUUUUAACAUGCCUUCCUGUCCCACCACCACCGGUGCGUCCAUCCAUUUCCUUCAAUGAAUCUCAAAGAGGUGAGGAUGAUUUAACCUUUAAACUUGCUGAUAUUUUAAAAGCUAAUAUUAGUUUGGAAACACUAGAGCAUAACGGUGCUCCACAUCAUGCUAUUGAAGAAGCAGAGAGUUUAUUACAAUUUCAUGUUGCCACUUAUAUGGAUAAUGAUAUUGCUGGUCAACCACAAGCUCUUCAAAAGUCCGGCCGUCCCGUUAAAUCUAUUCGUGCUCGUUUGAAGGGUAAAGAGGGUCGUAUCAGAGGUAAUUUAAUGGGUAAGCGUGUGGAUUUUUCGGCAAGAACUGUUAUUUCUGGUGAUCCUAAUUUGGAAUUAGACCAAGUCGGUGUUCCAAAAUCUAUUGCCAAGACUUUAACAUACCCAGAAGUGGUCACACCAUAUAACAUAGAUCGUCUGACGCAACUUGUUAGGAAUGGACCAAAUGAGCACCCCGGUGCCAAAUACGUCAUUCGUGAUAGCGGAGACCGUAUAGAUUUAAGAUACAGUAAAAGGGCAGGUGAUAUUCAAUUACAGUAUGGGUGGAAAGUUGAACGUCAUAUUAUGGACAAUGAUCCAGUUUUAUUCAACCGUCAACCUUCGUUGCACAAAAUGUCCAUGAUGGCCCACAGAGUAAAAGUUAUUCCAUAUUCUACAUUUAGAUUGAAUUUGUCCGUUACAUCUCCAUACAAUGCCGAUUUCGACGGUGACGAAAUGAAUCUUCACGUUCCUCAGUCUGAGGAAACAAGGGCGGAACUUUCUCAAUUAUGUGCUGUUCCUCUGCAAAUUGUUUCACCACAAUCUAACAAACCUUGUAUGGGUAUUGUUCAAGAUACUUUGUGUGGUAUUCGUAAACUGACAUUAAGAGAUACAUUUAUAGAACUUGAUCAAGUUUUGAAUAUGCUUUAUUGGGUUCCAGAUUGGGAUGGUGUUAUUCCGACACCUGCAAUUAUCAAGCCCAAACCUUUGUGGUCCGGUAAACAAAUCUUGUCUGUGGCUAUCCCAAACGGUAUUCAUUUACAACGUUUUGAUGAGGGCACUACUCUGCUUUCUCCAAAGGAUAAUGGUAUGCUUAUUAUUGACGGUCAAAUCAUUUUUGGUGUAGUAGAGAAAAAAACCGUUGGUUCCUCCAAUGGUGGUUUAAUUCAUGUUGUUACGAGAGAAAAGGGACCUCAAGUUUGUGCUAAGUUGUUUGGUAACAUACAGAAAGUUGUUAACUUUUGGUUACUACAUAAUGGGUUUUCAACAGGUAUUGGUGAUACCAUUGCGGACGGCCCAACAAUGAGGGAAAUUACAGAGACAAUUGCAGAGGCUAAAAAGAAAGUUUUGGAUGUUACGAAAGAAGCCCAGGCAAACUUAUUGACUGCUAAACAUGGUAUGACUCUCCGUGAGUCUUUUGAGGAUAACGUUGUUCGGUUCCUAAAUGAAGCAAGAGAUAAGGCAGGUCGUUUAGCUGAAGUCAAUUUGAAAGAUUUGAACAAUGUGAAACAAAUGGUUAUGGCAGGUUCCAAGGGUUCAUUUAUUAAUAUCGCGCAAAUGUCAGCUUGUGUAGGACAGCAAUCUGUUGAAGGUAAACGUAUUGCUUUUGGGUUCGUUGAUCGUACCUUACCUCAUUUCUCUAAAGAUGAUUACUCCCCAGAGUCUAAAGGUUUUGUUGAGAACUCAUAUUUGAGAGGUUUGACCCCACAAGAAUUUUUUUUCCAUGCAAUGGGUGGUCGUGAAGGUCUUAUCGAUACCGCCGUCAAAACAGCCGAAACAGGUUAUAUUCAACGUCGUUUAGUGAAAGCUCUAGAAGAUAUCAUGGUUCAUUACGAUAACACCACAAGAAACUCAUUGGGUAACGUUAUUCAGUUUAUUUAUGGUGAAGAUGGUAUGGAUGCUGCGCAUAUUGAAAAGCAAUCGCUAGAUACUAUUGGUGGCUCCGAUGCAGCUUUUGAAAAGAGAUACAGAGUUGAUUUAUUGAAUACAGACCAUACCCUUGAUCCCUCACUAUUGGAAUCCGGAUCUGAGAUACUUGGCGAUUUGAAACUUCAAGUUCUCCUGGAUGAAGAAUACAAACAAUUAGUGAAAGAUCGUAAAUUUUUGAGGGAAGUUUUUGUUGAUGGUGAAGCAAACUGGCCAUUACCAGUCAACAUAAGACGUAUUAUUCAAAAUGCUCAACAAACUUUCCACAUAGAUCAUACGAAACCAUCUGAUUUAACAAUCAAAGACAUCGUUCUUGGUGUAAAGGAUUUGCAAGAAAACUUAUUAGUGUUGCGUGGUAAGAAUGAAAUUAUACAAAAUGCCCAGCGAGAUGCAGUUACAUUGUUCUGCUGUUUAUUACGUUCCCGUUUGGCCACACGUAGAGUUCUACAAGAGUACAGACUAACAAAACAGGCAUUCGAUUGGGUAUUAAGUAAUAUCGAGGCACAAUUCCUCCGUUCUGUUGUUCACCCUGGUGAAAUGGUUGGUGUUCUAGCAGCCCAAUCCAUUGGUGAACCAGCCACACAAAUGACCCUUAACACCUUCCAUUUUGCUGGUGUUGCUUCCAAAAAAGUUACUUCUGGUGUCCCCCGUUUAAAGGAAAUUUUGAAUGUGGCCAAAAACAUGAAAACCCCUUCCUUGACUGUAUACUUAGAGCCUGGUCAUGCUGCCGAUCAAGAACAAGCGAAGUUGAUCAGAUCUGCUAUCGAGCAUACCACUUUAAAGAGUGUCACUAUUGCUUCAGAAAUUUACUAUGAUCCUGAUCCACGUUCCACAGUUAUUCCAGAAGAUGAAGAAAUUAUCCAACUUCAUUUCUCAUUAUUGGAUGAAGAGGCUGAACAAUCUUUUGACCAACAAUCACCUUGGUUAUUACGUCUGGAACUGGAUCGUGCAGCAAUGAAUGAUAAAGACUUAACAAUGGGUCAGGUUGGUGAAAGAAUCAAGCAAACAUUCAAAAAUGAUUUGUUUGUUAUCUGGUCUGAAGACAACGAUGAGAAGUUGAUCAUCCGUUGUCGUGUUGUUCGUCCAAAGUCACUAGAUGCUGAGACUGAAGCAGAAGAAGAUCAUAUGUUGAAGAAAAUUGAGAACACAAUGUUAGAGAAUAUUACAUUACGUGGUGUAGAGAACAUCGAGCGUGUUGUCAUGAUGAAAUAUGACCGUAAAGUACCAAGUCCAACUGGUGAAUACGUUAAGGAACCUGAAUGGGUGUUGGAAACAGAUGGUGUUAACUUAUCUGAAGUUAUGACUGUUCCUGGUAUCGACCCAACCAGAAUCUAUACCAACUCCUUCAUUGAUAUAAUGGAAGUUCUAGGUAUUGAAGCUGGUCGUGCAGCCUUGUAUAAAGAAGUUUACAAUGUUAUUGCUUCUGAUGGUUCGUAUGUUAACUACCGUCAUAUGGCUUUGUUAGUCGAUGUUAUGACAACCCAAGGUGGCUUAACUUCUGUUACUCGUCAUGGUUUCAACAGAUCAAAUACAGGUGCCUUAAUGAGAUGUUCAUUUGAAGAAACUGUCGAAAUUUUGUUUGAAGCUGGUGCUUCAGCCGAAUUAGAUGAUUGUCGUGGUGUUUCGGAAAAUGUCAUUCUUGGUCAAAUGGCUCCAAUCGGUACCGGUGCAUUUGAUGUGAUGAUCGAUGAGGAGUCACUGGUAAAAUACAUGCCAGAACAAAAAAUAACUGAGAUUGAAGACGGACAAGAUGGUGGCGUCACACCAUACAGUAACGAAAGUGGUUUGGUCAAUGCAGAUCUUGACGUUAAAGAUGAGCUAAUGUUUUCACCUCUGGUUGAUUCGGGUUCAAAUGACGCUAUGGCUGGAGGAUUUACAGCGUACGGUGGUGCUGAUUAUGGUGAAGCCACGUCUCCAUUUGGUGCUUAUGGUGAAGCACCUACAUCUCCCGGAUUUGGAGUCUCCUCACCAGGCUUUUCUCCAACUUCCCCAACAUACUCUCCUACCUCUCCAGCGUACUCACCAACAUCACCAUCGUACUCACCAACAUCACCAUCGUACUCGCCAACAUCACCAUCGUACUCACCUACAUCACCAUCGUAUUCACCAACGUCACCAUCAUAUUCGCCAACGUCACCAUCAUAUUCGCCAACGUCGCCAUCGUAUUCUCCAACGUCACCAUCGUAUUCGCCAACGUCGCCUUCCUACUCUCCCACGUCGCCAAGCUACAGCCCUACGUCUCCUUCUUAUUCUCCUACAUCUCCAUCAUACUCUCCUACGUCACCAAGUUACAGCCCAACGUCACCAAGUUACAGCCCAACGUCUCCAGCCUAUUCCCCAACAUCACCAAGUUAUAGUCCUACAUCGCCUUCAUACUCUCCAACAUCACCAUCCUAUUCCCCAACAUCACCUUCUUACUCUCCCACCUCUCCAAACUAUAGCCCUACUUCACCUUCUUACUCCCCAACAUCUCCAGGCUACAGCCCAGGAUCUCCUGCAUAUUCUCCAAAGCAAGACGAACAAAAGCAUAAUGAAAAUGAAAAUUCCAGAUGA